AUGAACUGGGAACGCAGUUCCCUAGCCAGAAGAAGAUCACCUGGUAAUACGAGGAAGAUCCCAGAUCUUAUCCCGAUUAACCCAGAUCUCCAUCUUUAUCCGAAGACAUUUGCUUACCUUAAAGCACAACUUAUGAUUUUAGCUAAUCUUAAUCAAAGCAUUAAAAAUACAGACAAAGAUAGGGACUCUCCUCUUUUAAGAUUUAAAUCACUUAUCUCAUCCGUUCUAGGUGCACUAUAUGCAAACUUAUUCGAUAUGGCAAAAUAUGCUUUAUCAGAAAUAGAAGAAAUACUCAAGAGAGAUUUACCUCAAGAUGUAGACUUUCUUGGAUAUCGAAUUAUGAAGGCUUUAACUGCCUUACUUCGAGUUAAGUCCUUAUUGUCUGUCACUACUGCAACAGAAAAGAAAAUACGACCAUCGCAAACUCACCAAAAAGUCGAAAAUGUAGAAUAUUGCAUGUGCAGAUUAUGCGAAAACUAUUUUCCCGUUGAUCAAAUUGAGCAACAUAUGUUAGUUUGUGCACAAGCAUUUCAGAGCAAAAAUUAUGUUGUCUCACUUGAUGAGAAAAUCCGCUCGUUAAUAUAUACAGCUCGAACUUCAAUUUUGGAUGUAAAUUGGCCAGGAGAUCAAACAAACGCCAUUGGACUUAUCUUUCCAGUGCUUCAUUGCACAAUCCUCCUAGAGAGACUUCUCGAACAUGACGCAGAGAAUAACUACGAAGUUGACAGCUUACAAUAUAUUUAUGACGGACUUGACGCUUUGAGAAUCUCUGACCCCAAUAACGAGAAUGCUAGAAAUAUACUGGUUCGUGCUGUGAUGUAUUGCCGCGAAAAACUCAAAGCUUGCAACACAUUAAAAUCAGCAUAUAUUUCUGAAGGAAGUGCACCGAAAUUAGUCAACAUAUCGGACUUUUCAUUCAAGAAGCAGAUAUCAAGAGGUGCCUACGCCCGAGUUUUCUUAGCCAAAAAAGAAUCAACAGGAGAUGUGGUUGCAAUCAAAGUUAUUUCAAGAAAACACGCAGCAAGAAAGAAUACAGCCUUUACAGAAAAGAACAUACUUGUUAAAUUCCAGUCAGAACAUGUUGUUUCGUUAUAUUAUACUUUAUGUGGAGUUAACAACUUAUACAUUGUUAUGGAAUACGUUCCUGGUGGAGAUCUCAAGACAGUUCUUCAUCAUUUAGGCUGUAUGGAUGAACACAACGCCAGAUACUACAUUGUCCAGAUUGUUGCCGCUCUUCAAGACUUACGCAAGCAUAAAAUUGUUCACAGAGACCUUAAGCCUGAUAACAUCCUCAUUGACAGGGACGGACAUCUCAAAUUGGCAGACUUCGGUUUAUCAUUUGUCGGAGUUGUCGAAAAAACACUUGAAUUUGCAGGAACACCAGACUACGUUGCUCCAGAAAUCGUUCUCAACAAAGGACACUCAUUUCCGGCUGACUAUUGGUCACUUGGUGUCAUAAUUUACGAAUUACUUACAGGAGUUCCACCGUUUCAUGGCAAGACCCCAGAAGAAACAUUCAUGAAUAUCUGCGAAGGCAUUUUCGAGCCGAUCGAUGGUUCUAAAGAGGCAAUUGACUUAAUCCGCCAGCUUUUGAGACCAAAUCCGAAUGAACGUCUUGGUUGCAGAUCAGUCAGUGACAUCAUGGAACAUCCCUUCUUCAAGGGAAUCGAUUGGACAGCUCUUGAUACUUUCGAACCACCAUUUUGUCCUUGUCUUAAGAGCGAAGAAGAUACUUCCUACUUCGGAAAUUGUUCUCUUAAAGAUUACGCCGAUAUCCAAUUUGAUUUAGAAUCAAAUCGAAAGAGAAGUUUCUCAUUCGGUCCUGAAAUCGUCGAACACUUCAAAAGUGACUUCGAUAAAUUGAACGAAAUGAUUAAGAACGGACAACAAAUCGAAGACAACGAUCUGAGCCAAUUCCCUGUUACUUCGAUGAAUGGUCUUAUGGAUCGAACAACUCGGACAGCUUCCCAUCGCAGAGCCAAGCAUAUGUCCUUUGAAACAGCCUUAUCUACUCCAAUAACCCUUACUACCGGUUCUUUGCCAACAACUGCGAUGAUGUCCACUCCAAUGAUCAGACCAAUGGUUGUGAAGAAGAGAAGAUUCUCAAGCUCAAAGACACCAGAACCAAUACAGGUUAAGCAACCAAUUAGUUUGGUAGCUCAACCAAAUAUGUUAUAA
Trichomonas vaginalis G3 is the source of this 2178-nucleotide messenger RNA. Its product is annotated as STKc MAST like domain-containing protein. The record is from RefSeq and is a predicted model, not a curated record. Gene Ontology annotation, biological process: intracellular signal transduction; peptidyl-serine phosphorylation. Gene Ontology annotation, molecular function: ATP binding; protein serine/threonine kinase activity. The transcript has a single exon. Lineage: Eukaryota; Parabasalia; Trichomonadida; Trichomonadidae. Bases 1 to 2178 code for a protein of 725 amino acids.